Molecule: messenger RNA, 315 nt
Organism: Gopherus flavomarginatus (Mexican gopher tortoise)
Lineage: Eukaryota; Metazoa; Chordata; Testudines; Testudinidae
Gene: HIGD1C
Product: HIG1 hypoxia inducible domain family member 1C
Exons: 3
Coding region: 2-295 (97 amino acids)
Biological process (GO): mitochondrial respirasome assembly
Cellular component (GO): mitochondrion
Source: RefSeq, a predicted model, not a curated record
AAUGUCUUCUGAUGAUCGCUGGUCUGCAGAGGAAGAUGACAGUCAAGUCUCUAAACUGACACGGAAAGCUAGAGACUCUCCAUUUGUUCCUGUAGGGAUGGCAGGCUUUGUUGCUGUCGUGGGCUAUGGUCUCUACAAGCUGAAACACAGAGGAGAUCAGAAAAUGUCAGUCCAUCUCAUUCACAUGAGAGUUGCAGCACAAGGCUUUGUCGUAGGAGCAAUAACAAUAGGUGUUCUCUUCUCUAUGUAUAAGGAUUACGUUAAACCUCAGUUCAAGAAUGGGGCCAAAAAGUGAACCAACUCCAUAGGAGCAAG